AUGUCGAAGAUUUUCACAAUAGUCUUGGCAAUCAUUUUUGUUGAAUCGAUUGCCGGAAACUACAGACCCGGCGACAUCUGCAACCUGGGAAACCGUAGGGCCAAAGGCAGUUAUUACGAAGAGUGCGUGACAAAGUUUGAGACGGCCGGUGAGAUUUUCUUGUGAUAAAUAAAUUCCUAGUGACGGGGGAAAAAACGGUGUUAUGAAAAAAAGACCAGCGAAAAUUCGAACGGCGACUUUUCCGAUUUUUUCGUAUCGCUAGGGAACUUUCCGACGGCCACCUUUCCGACGAAUUUCUUUCCGACUUUUUUCCCUUAUUUUUUUCGGUUUAUAAAACAUCUAUUAAUAUUUUCCUAUUUCUUUUUUUUAAUCAUGAAUGAACUACCUACUUUAUAUAGGAAGAUUCAAAACGAAAAGUUCAUCGCGAAAAAAAGUCGGAAAAAGAUUGGGUGAAAAAAGAAAGUUCCCUAGCGAUAUGAAAAAAUCGGAAAAGUCGCCGUUUGAAUUUUCGCUGGUCUUUUCUUUAUAACACCGAAAAAAUACUUUUCUCUAUUUUCAAAUAGUGAAGAAUUGCAGGAUGCUAUGCUCAUUGGGAACGAGGAGCAAGACGAUUCGUGCGGAACACGGAGCAAAGGGACCGCCACUACCACGACGGCCGCGUCGGCUUCCGUUACCAAUGCACUAUCGCCAACGGCUACAUUCAGUUCAGCCCAAUCGGUAGCGUGCAGCGCGCCUCCCAACCUCCAAUUCUAUCUAGGCUGUUUUCUGAACAAGGAGCACGGAAACGAAUUCCUGCACCUUAACGCGAGUGGGAUCUUGGAUGACGGUCAACGAGUUCGUUGCAAACAGAACGCCGAGGGCGCCUUCAGCUUCGAAUUCGCCGAACGCCGAUAUGGAUAA
Molecule: messenger RNA, 900 nt
Organism: Caenorhabditis auriculariae
Lineage: Eukaryota; Metazoa; Nematoda; Chromadorea; Rhabditida; Rhabditidae
Source: the annotation of a GenBank genome assembly